This is a messenger RNA of Tripterygium wilfordii, 2111 nucleotides long. Its product is annotated as putative transcription factor bHLH041. Gene Ontology annotation, molecular function: protein dimerization activity. The record is from RefSeq and is a predicted model, not a curated record. Lineage: Eukaryota; Viridiplantae; Streptophyta; Magnoliopsida; Celastrales; Celastraceae. The transcript has 7 exons. Bases 338 to 1927 code for a protein of 529 amino acids.
UACAGAAUUUGGUUCCUUCAUCAAAAUCUGAAAGUCUCCCUCCACCUUCACCAACCCAAAAAAGUAAGCCUAUGAUAAAUAUUUAGUACUACACACAGAGACAAAAAUUAAUAAAUAUAUAUAUGCGGCCAUUUUCGGUCAUCUGUGUCUCUUGUCUAUCUCCCAAAUGAAUUUUUAUACUUUUCAAAUGAGUUGAGUGGUGGUUACUUAUGGAGGAGGGCGAAGGAGGAGACAUAAUCAAAUGAGUAGUCAUAAAAAGAGAUCAGAAAGGUCUCUCAUCUCAUCUCAUGCAACCAAAGAGCAAUAGAGACGUCGCGCGUCCAUUGAUUAGAUCGUGAUGGACGCAGUCUUCUUGCUCAAUGAAGAAGAUCGCGAAAACUUCCUCAGAAGGCUAAUGCAGUCUCUGCGCUGCACUUACAUUGGUCUCUGGUGGUCUUAUACUCACUUGCCCUACCCAAACAACUUUUUGAUGUCGUCCGGCGGGGUUUAUGUUGAAGAACACAACCAAGCUAGCUCUUCUUCUGGAAGUACAGCUCGGAGCCUUUUUGACGAGUACCGGCAAUUGCCAUUCUUCCUUGAAAAUGAGCAUGUGCCGGGUCUUGCCUUCAAGAACAAUAUUCCCUACAUUGAGCUCGAUCAACAAAACCUCCUAAGAAUGGCGUCAAGCGAAACUCAGCUGCGAUUUUAUCAUGAAGCACAGAUUAAGUUUGCAGUCUUCAUGGGGUGCAGAAAUGGGGAGAUUGAGAUAGGCUUCUCCAACUUGCCCAAUGCUAACAUAGAAAUGGAGAUAAAAAAUUUGUUCUCUGAAGAUUUUCCUGGACAAUCACCAGCAAGAGAGCUUCUUCCACAACAACCUCUCGUCGAUCCUAACCGGCCUUCAUCUUCAUUCGGAUCACAAUCCAUGGACAGUCCAGACACCUCUUCUCUUCUGUUGAUCACUACUAGUACUUUCCCAACCACAUCUCACAUGCCAUUAAUUCCACCAAUCACAACCACACCUAGCUCACAACAAGAAGCAAUUCAGGCACUCGCUCGAAUCCGUAGCGCGCAAUUACCAACACUAGAGAGUGAAGAAGCUGCAAUGACAAGAGCUUAUCUCGCGGUCUUGACCGCUCCUUCUUCUUCUUCUUCUUCACAACAAACUCAGCAAAAUAUUAAUGUACCGGUAAGAAGGAGAGCGACUGCUUUCGGGAAUUACUUAUCGCCUGUAGUUUCAUCAUCAGCCAUGUCAACGACGGCUCAAAUGAGAGCCAAUAUGUUUAAGCGAGUGACUACAUAUUACAGAAGGUUUAAUCUUGCGAGGCAAGAACAAAUGCUUCAAAGCCGCACCCCAACCGGUAGUAGUACCCAGCUGCAUCAUAUGAUAUCGGAGCGAAGAAGGCGCGAAAAGCUUAACGAAAGUUUUCAGGCAUUGAAAGCAUUACUUCCCCCAGAAACCAGGAAAGACAAAGCUUCGGUGCUUAUUCGUACGAGAGAAUACUUGAGCUCUUUGAAGACUCAAAUUGCUGAGCUUUCUCGAAGAAACCAACUCCUAGAGGCACAACUAUCUCCUUCGAAAAAAGCGAAUACUAAUCAAGAAGCAGCCAUUACAACAAGUACUGGAGCCUCAAAUGAAGAAUCAAAUGAAAAGCUUGAUGUUAGGAUUACGCACGUCCCUGAAUCAACCUCUCAAGAAGAACGCAUUGUGGACUUGAGGGUUACAUUAAGAGGAGAAUGUCCUGUUGCGGAUGUGGUUUUUCGCAUAUUGGAGUUCUUGAGACAAGUUAGGAAUGUCAAUGUGACGUCCAUGGAAGCCGAUACCCGUCUCGUAGAAACAACUCCUUUCAAUCAUGUUGUGCUGAGACUCAACAUUGAGGAGGGUAGUGAAUGGGACGAGUCUGCCUUCCAAGAAGCUGUAAAAAGAGUUGUUGCUGACCUGGCACGUUGACAAGUGGACCAUUCUCAACCAUAAGUUCCUGCCUUUUUGACCAGUCAAACAAACCUAUUCAAUUCUUUUCCGAUAUGGCGGCGCUGCAUCAGAUCGAUGGUGCCCAUCGUUUUUCCGCCUAUCAUAUUGCAUUACCACGUACUGACUCUCUUUGUAUAAGUGUUUUUUUGCCUCACAAUUCACA